This is a messenger RNA of Chondrus crispus (carragheen), 596 nucleotides long. RefSeq lists its product as hypothetical. NCBI's taxonomy places the organism in Eukaryota, Rhodophyta, Florideophyceae, Gigartinales, Gigartinaceae. The coding region runs from base 53 to 286 and encodes 77 amino acids. Gene Ontology annotation, cellular component: mitochondrial inner membrane. The record is from RefSeq and is a predicted model, not a curated record. The transcript is spliced from 4 exons.
GUCUCCUUGUCGUUCUCCUCGCUUUCCAACCGAGUGCUUGCGUCUAAUUGCCAUGGGAGGACCACCGGAGAAAUAUCCUCAGCCUGGAAAGCCUUACGGAGGGUUUAAGCCAGUGCCCCCCGCCGCCUGGCAAUCCCGCGUCGGAUACGUGAUGGGAGUGUCAAUGUGGCUUUGGAUUUUCUACCGCGGGAAGAAGGAUCUCCCCCACUUGCUGGGAUGGAAACACCCGUGGGACCAUCACGGAGGCCACGGCGGCGAUGGUCACGAAGCAGCGGAGAAGCACUGAUAGCCAAGAAUGCAUGGAUCUUGCACAGUUGGAGCUUUUCUUGACUAGCAAGUUUGUUCAGGUCCUUGUUUUAAGAUGAGGCAAAAGUGGCCCGGAUGUCGUCAGUUGCGUCAUUUAGGCAUGCAGGUCAGGAAAAAUUGCCUUUAUUGAGAAGCGCUUCUAGCAUUUGUAAUUUUUGGUGCCACCUGGAUGCAGUACGAGGCAUAAGUAUUGUAACUCGCAUCUGACAAGGAAAGCGUCUGAUGCGACGACAAGAGAUGCCCACCUCUACAAAACGUAAACUGUACAAUGGCGAGCAAUCACCAUAGCG